Messenger RNA from Westerdykella ornata, 1740 nucleotides. RefSeq lists its product as uncharacterized. Gene Ontology annotation, cellular component: lipid droplet. The record is from RefSeq and is a predicted model, not a curated record. The coding region runs from base 1 to 1608 and encodes 535 amino acids. NCBI's taxonomy places the organism in Eukaryota, Fungi, Ascomycota, Dothideomycetes, Pleosporales, Sporormiaceae. The transcript is spliced from 6 exons.
AUGAGCUUUGUGGAAGCCCACACCGGCGCGGGAAGCAAUCCGCCUCGCCUGUCGGCGCUGUUCCUGGCAAAGUUCGACAAGAAGAUUGGUUACACGGUUGCGUGGAAACGCUCGGCCAUCGAUAUCCCAAUAGUACCGCUCGAUGGCGCUGUGGAAUUCAAGUCACUCCCUUCCGGCCUCCACGCAGUGAAGGACGAUCUCGUGUAUUUCGUGCACGAAGGCCAUGCAGGAUUGAGUGCCUUCUGCAACGCGCCAGCUUCGGCAGCCGAGCGCAAUGCAACCUUCGUAUCAGUCGGCAUACUUGUCCCUCUCAACCAGGGGCGGUUAGGUCGAAGCUGGCUUCACGCUGAAAGACUGCAAAGCUUAGCAAGCGCCUUAGCAAAGGACCCCGAAAAUACAGCUCCUCUUGAGGACUUUUGGAGGGAACAAUCCCAACACACCGAUUCAACAUCCACGCAGUUAAGCCCGGACCAACAAAGGGGCUACAGGAGACGGCGAGCUCUCUCCACGCUCACUGCAGCACUGCCGCCGGAUCAGUCACUGCCAGAGUUUCAUCCUGCCCGUUCCAUUGUGCAUUACGUCGACGUUUUCGGCCCUUUGGUUUUCCGACUCCAGGAAGCGGCUUUGCUCAGAAAGCGUAUUCUUUUUGUUGGCGCGCCGCCUGUUCGAGCGUCGUGCGAGUUUGUAUACAAUCUCUCCAUUCUUGCUAGUCUUCCUAACGCCGCUCGGGAGCAUCUACCUUCGGGUUCAGAUCAUCUGUCACGGUUUCGUGCUUUGUUCUGCCUAGGGACGCAUGACAUACCGCUGAUUGAGAAGCUGCAGAGAGAAGACCAAGGUCAGCACCCGCACUCCAUCGAGUUUCCUUCGCCUGGAUGGGUAUCUUGCAGUACAGACGAGAUCAUGGCAGCAAAACGACAGCUGUACGAUGUCAUUGUGGAAAUACCACACUCUUAUGACGCGCCUCCAGAGCAACGACGUUGGCCAACAAUUCGCACGUCGGACGGCACACAAGUCAAAGCAAGCCAGCGCGACGUGCAGCGUUACAAGCUGCUCCAUCACGAACUUUGGAAGUACCGGCACAACGUGUCUGACGCGACAGGAGAGUCCGGAUUGGAAGACGACACUCGACCCCUUGUGCGGAAGGAUUCCGAGGAGGCCGAAGAGGAGUUCAACGAAACGUACGACGAGAGCGCAGUGGAGCCGAUGACCUGGUCCCGGCUGGCAUAUCUAGGCUUCAUGUGGUGGGCAUCAGCGGGCGAGAGAGACGCAUAUACGACCGAGGAACGGGAAACGGACAGGGAGCUGCUCGGCCACCUGUCCGACUACCAAGACGGCAUUCAUACCGCUGUCAUUGCGGCAUUCCACCGUUGGACGGUGAUCCUGUUCAAACACGUUGCACGGCUCCUGGAUGCGGCCGAGUCGGAGAGGGGAAGCCCGAUCAGCGAGCUCGUCAUCGACCGGGAAGAGCUGAGCAAGAUGGGGCUGGAUACCUGGAGUGAGACGGACAGGGUCUUUAUCCAGGACCUGGUGUGGUUGUACUUUGGCGUGCGGGCCGACGUGCAAGGCGCGGCACUGGAAUGCUGCGGCGUGCGGAUACCCGUUUGCUAACAGGACAAAGUGCUGACGGUGCUGACGGUGCUGACGGUGCAGGGUGGUUGUCUGCUGGUCCCUGGAAACAUUCGCGUUGCAGUGAAAAGAGAAGAGCGUGGUGGUUGUCCUUCUAUCUAUCCAUCUGAUGAU